Messenger RNA from Colletotrichum siamense, 840 nucleotides. RefSeq lists its product as uncharacterized. The record is from RefSeq and is a predicted model, not a curated record. NCBI's taxonomy places the organism in Eukaryota, Fungi, Ascomycota, Sordariomycetes, Glomerellales, Glomerellaceae. The coding region runs from base 1 to 840 and encodes 279 amino acids. The transcript has 7 exons. Gene Ontology annotation, molecular function: FFAT motif binding. Gene Ontology annotation, biological process: endoplasmic reticulum membrane organization. Gene Ontology annotation, cellular component: endoplasmic reticulum membrane; plasma membrane.
AUGUCUGUCGAUAUCGAGCCUACCGAGCUGAGCUUCAAGCGGCCCUUCACCGUUGAGGUCUCUCAGAUCCUGCGCAUCAAGAACCCGAACCAGUCUCCCGUCGCCUUCAAGGUCAAAACCACCGCUCCUAAGCAGUACUGCGUUCGCCCCAACUCGGGUCGUAUUGAGCCUGGCCAGGAUGUGGAGGUCACCGUCCUCCUCCAGGCCAUGAAGGCGGAACCCCCCAUGGAUGCCAAGUGCCGCGACAAGUUCUUGGUCCAAUCCGUCCCCAUUACCGCCGACAAGGAAUUCGCUAGCAUCGCCAACAUUCUCGACCAGACAGACAAGGCUACCCUUCAGGAGAAGAAGAUUCGCGUCAUCUGGCUCGCCGCUGAGGACUCAUCGAACGGACCCAGCGCGUCUGCCGUCGCUUCCACUCCCAGCCGUCACUCCGUCGUCAAUGGCGACCAUACUCCCGAUGUCUCCCGCGUCUACUCGUCUCCCAGCCAAGGGAUGGAUAGUGCUAGUCCCCAGCCCGCCGCGCCCGCGAGCCCCGAUGUGAAGGAUGACACCGUUUCCGAGAAGGCGGUCUCGACAGUGAGCGCCGCGAGCAAUGUUGUCGCCAGCACUGCCCAGGUCACGUAUGACGAGCUCAAGCAGAAGCUCCAGCAGGCCGAGGCGAAGAUUGCCGGUCUGCAAGAUACUAGUGGCCUGCGCCAACGUGUGAAGACCGAGAGCGAAAAGCUGCCCAGCCCGCAACAGGCUGCUGCAGCAGUAAGGCAGGGAGCGGAGGGUGUCCCCGUUCAGAUGGUCGCCAUCCUCUGCCUCGUCAGCUUCCUCCUCGCAUACUUCUUCUUCUAA